Messenger RNA from Adineta steineri, 3198 nucleotides. NCBI's taxonomy places the organism in Eukaryota, Metazoa, Rotifera, Eurotatoria, Adinetida, Adinetidae. The record is from the annotation of a GenBank genome assembly.
AUGAGACCAGGCAUGCGCCAUCCAUCGCCGGUUCCACCACUUCGACCACCCCAGCGUCUUAUGCCGGCACCGAAUGAUGGCGGUGUUUUUUUCGGGGGUCGUGAUUACGCACGUCGACAACAACCACAACCAAAUUAUCAACCACAAAAACCAUUAUUACCUCAAGGAACUCCACCACAACAAUGGCAAAAUACUCCCAAUUUUCGUCCUGGUCCUGUACCAUUAUUACGUCCAAAUGGUCCAUGGCAUCCACAUCCACAUCCUAAUACAUAUCAUUCACAAUCACCUCCACCUCCACCACCAUUACUUCAUCCACAUCAACAAUUUAAUCCGAAUUCUCAAACUCCAAUAACUUAUGUUCCACCACCACAUAAUACUACAUAUGAAUUAAUGCGUAUUGCUAAUUCAGCAGAUCAAAUACCAUUUUUGGAACCUCUUGAAGAUGAAGAUAAACUUGUACGACAACAUCUUUUAUCAAAUAAUAGUAAUAAUGAUGAAUCUCUAUUAUUAAAUACAUCAUCACCAUCAAAAACAAAUAAACGUCGUCGACAACAACAGCAGCAACAACAACAACAAAUUGAAAAUAAUCGAAAUAUGAUUUCAUAUCAAGAUCUUGAUCGUCCAGAAGAACAGCGUGAUUCAUCAUUUGAUAAUCGUCUUGUACCAAAAUCUAAUAAAACAAAUCAUUUACCAUCUGAUAAAACAAAUAAUCAGAUAUUAUUAAAAUCUUCUAUUGAUAAUGAUCAUGCACUUAAAUUAGAACUUGAUCGUAUAAAAAAAGCAGGUGCACAAGAAAGAGAAAAAUUAAGAGCUCAACGACAAGCAGCUGCUGAAAAAGAAAAAGAAGCACAAAUGAAAAGAAACAGUGCAAAAACCGGUGAUAAAGAAAAACGUGAAGAUGGUGAACUCGGUGAUAGUUCAGACGAUGAAAAUACAAAAUCAACACCACCCAUUGAACAAAAACGUUUAAAGAAAAUUGUUGAUAAUCUUGCAUUAAAUCCUUCAAAAUCAACAAUAUCAUAUCGUUCGAAAACGCCACCUUCCGAAAGUAUUAUUGAUAUGAGUGUAAUGAAAUUAAUACGUCCUAUGAAAUUUUUUCAUCUUGAUGAUGAAAAAAGUAGUGCCUAUCGAGAAUAUUUAACAACAAAUUUUGGUCGUGUACGUGUUCAUUGUCAUAAACCACAACCAAAUUUCUUUUCAAAUAUAAGUUGUAUUGAAGAAAUUAAACGUCGUUUACGUUUAAAUAAUAAUAUAUCAUCAUCAAAUUUAUUUCGUCAUUUAAUUGAUGAUAAUGAUCAAGAUCUUUUCUUAACAUUACAAGUUACUGCUGAAACAGAAGAUGGAGAAAUUGAAAGUGAUGAAGAAAAUAAAAUCGAUUUAAAUGGUAAAAAAUCUAAACAUGCAUUAUCGGAUGAUGAUACUGAAAAACAUAUUAGAAAAAAAACGAAAUUAAUUGAUGAUGGAAUGAAUGAUUUAACAAAAUCAUCAUUAAAUGAAAAACCAUGGAUAACAAAUGAACUUCGACAAUUAAUAAAACAAAGAAAUAAAUUACAAGCACAAAUUUUGAAUGGUGAUACAAAUGCUGAUAUUGAAAAGAAAUUUAAGAAAAUGAGAAAUAAAAUAUGUAAACAUGCAAAAACAUUAAAAGCCAAAUAUGAAAAUUCUAUUUUGGGUAAUUCAGAACCAUCUCUUGCACCACCAUUAUCUUCUCAACAAUCAACAACGGGUUCUUCAUCGACAGCAUCAGCUGCAACAACAGCAGCGAAUCAUCCAUUAUCAACAAUUCUUGAUCCAGCUCUUGUUAUGGCAAUGCUUGUUAAUCCAAAUCUUUAUUCACAUGUACAACAACAAGUACUUUCUAAUCCAAACUUUUUACAAGCUUAUCAGCAUAUGUUUGCUGAUAAUGCACCACCAAAAGUUGCUAGUGAAACACAAGUUGUACCCUCAACAAAUCCUACACUCGAUAAUUCAAUUAAACAAACCAUUGCAGCAUCAAGAGCAACUAAAGAACAACAACAACAAAAUCUUUCAUCAUCAAGAUCUCGUCCAGUUCUAACUCAAGCAACAAAACCAAUUCAAUUAACUUCACUUGAAUCAGAUUUUGAUAAUGAACAACAACAACAGCAGAUCAAAUCAAGAACACGUUUUACAUCAUCAGAAACUGCAUUAACUGAAAAUCAACAACAAGAUAUUGCUUUAACACAAGAAUUAGUUCGUCGUCAAUUAGCAUUAGCACAACAACAGCAACAACGUAACCCACGAAAUCCAAAUUCAACUAGUCAAUUAUCAUUAUCAUCACCAUUAAGUCGUCAUAUACCAUUAACUACAGAACAAAUGCAAGAAGUUUUAACACGUGCUAAAAACUAUGUUAUACGUCAACAGAGUGAUGAAACAACAGAUUCAUCAAAUACUCAACCACGUGUGUCAUAUAAUACUCGACGUUUACAAGCUGCACUUACUGCAUCAGCUUCAUUAGCUACACCACAAACAGCACAUACAAUUGGACAAGCUGCUGCUGCCGCUAUUGCUGCAGUAUCUGCUCGACCAACAUCAGGAACAGCACCAAUAGCACCAACAUCAUCAUCAUCAAAUUCUAUUAUGACACCAACAGCAUCAAUUCCACCAUUAAUUCCACCACCACAACAACAACAGCAGCAGCAUCACCACCAGCAGCAGCAGCAACAACAACAACAACAGCAACAACAACAACAUCAACAUCAACAUCAACAACAUCCAAUUCGUAUUCAACUCGAUCAAAAGUCAAAAACACUUUCAUCGAUUAGUAAUAAGCAAUCACUACCUAUACCAACAAUAAGUCAACAAAAAUUAAUGCCUUUAGUUGAUAUGAAUCCACAAGCUCCUUCACAUAUGUACCCAAAUCCACCCAAUUGGCAACGUCCGCCUCAUCUACCUCUUUCACAUUAUCCUGGACCACCACGUCAACAACAAUAUUCGCCAUACGAUAAUCCUCAUACACCACCACCUUAUUAUGGUCCACGAACAAAUUAUCCACCCGAUCUUCGUCCACACCUACCAUCAUAUGGUCCUAUGCCACCACGACAUCUUUCUCAGCCGCCAAGAUUUAAUGGACCAAUGCCUCUACAGGGACCUUAUGGCUAUGGUCAUUCAUCACAGAACUAUGGACCUCCACCUCCUCAUCCUCAUCCUCACUAUGGUCAUCAUUAUCCUCCAUCUUGA